CUGCACAGAACGAGCACAACAGCGCGCAAGACCAACUACUCAACCCACCCAGCAUCUAUCUUGACGUCUCCUCUUCCUCAAACCUUUCUACAACUGAGCGAAGUACAACAACAUACCCCGCCAAACACCUACAGGACGUCUCCAUUCAUCCCUUCUCUAACGUCAAAACACCCCAGACCAACCGGCUCCAUACACCCCACUCCACCACACGGCCACCCAAGACAACCAAGCCACCCAAAACAACACCAACGCGACCACUGCCUCCUCCCCACGGACCCUCACCUCCCUCCUCUCCAACAACCUAGCCGCCCCUAUAUACGCUCCCCACGGCGCCACCUGCGGCAUCUGCCGCGCGCCCUUCAUGUUCAACGGCGAGCACAAACCCGUACAGGCCGUCGGCUGCGCGCCUUGUAAGGUCCAUGUGUUUGGGGCGAAGCGUCUGCAGGAGCGGAUUGCGAGUGAGAGCGAUGAGGCGAACCGAUACCCCGUGUGUGGGACGGUGUGGUUUGAGCCGGGGGCGGUGUAGUGGCGGG
Molecule: messenger RNA, 533 nt
Organism: Trematosphaeria pertusa
Lineage: Eukaryota; Fungi; Ascomycota; Dothideomycetes; Pleosporales; Trematosphaeriaceae
Exons: 1
Coding region: 362-526 (54 amino acids)
Source: RefSeq, a predicted model, not a curated record